AUGUCGAAGCGAUCGGCAGAAGAAGCGCCCGGUGGUGGCAACGCCACCAGCGGCGGAGCUGGCUUGGGCGGUGGUUUGCAACCACCGAUCAAGAAGGUACACUUCGAGCCACACCUGAUCGGACCGAUUUCGACACUGGAAGAGAUGGACAUCAAAGUACUCCAGUUCCAAAACAAAAAGCUAGCCCAGCGCAUCGAGCAGCGGAUACGAUGCGAGUCGGAACUGCGCUCACGGAUCGAGCAGCUCGAGAAGCGACAAACGCAAGACGACGCCGUCCUGAACGUGGUCAACCGGUACUGGAACCAGCUGAAUGAGGACAUCCGUGUGUUGCUGCAACGAUUCGACGCGGAAACUGCGGAUGAAUCUGAGAACAAAAAUGAGAAUGAAGUCACGACGUCCUUUCUCAUGCAGCUAUCGACCUGGGACAAGGAAGAGCUUGACGACAAGCUGGCAAAUCGGGUGCAGGUGUCGAAGCGAGCCGUGGCCAAGAUAGUACAGGUUUUCGACCGGCUUAUGCAGCGUAACGAGAAGCUCAUGAUGGCGUUAAAAGGUGAAUCGGAAGACGGCAAGUCGCCGGCCAUGGCGCCACCCGACCUAGACGAAUCCCUGCGUCAGACGUACAUCGACGUGAUGGCAGAAAAUCGCAACCUGCAGACACAGAACACCCUGUUGCAUGAAAAGUUCCACACGAUAUCGCUCAAAAUGAGCGAGUAUCAAGACAUGCUGAACGGAAAAGAAACGGAAGCGGCCGAGCUACGAAACCAGAUAGACGAUCUGCAGUACGAGCUAGAGAAGGUGCGGUGUCGGAACGACAAACUCGAGAACCACCUAGCGGAAGCGAUCGAGAAGCUGAAAUCGUUCCACCAAAUGCACGGUGGCGACCCACUCAGUGGAGGUGGUGGUGCGGGCGGAUCUGAGCGACAAUCGUCGUCUACCAGCGGUGGCGCUACGAGGGGUUCCGGUUCGAUGACAAGUGUGGCCGCGCAGCAUCUAGAGGACCUGCAGAAAGAGCUCGAAGAGUAUAAGGAGUUGUCCAACAACCGAUUGCAGGAGCUUGACAAGCUGCACCUGCAGCACCGGGAAGCAUUGAAGGAGGUUGAAAAGCUGAAAAUGGACAUCCGGCAGCUACCGGAGUCGGUCAUUGUCGAGACGACCGAGUACAAGUGCUUGCAGUCACAGUUCUCCGUUCUGUACAACGAAUCGAUGCAGAUAAAGACGUUGCUGGAUGAGAGCCGGAACCAGCUGCAGUCGAGUAAGAACCAGCACUUGCGCCAGAUAGAGAUGAUGGAGAGUGAGGAGCUGAUCGCACAGAAGCGCGUCCGCAGCGACAUGAUCCAAAUGGAGGACGUGAUGUCACAGAUCCGUAAGGAAUACGAGAUGCUGCGGAUCGAGUUCGAGCAAAAUAUGGCGGCGAACGAGCAGACGGCGCCAAUUAACCAUGAAAUGCGGCAUCUCAUCCUGUCGCUGCAGAACCAUAACGGCCAGCUGAAAGGUGAAGUGCAGCGGUAUAAGAAAAAGUACAAAGACGUCUCCGCGGACAACACGAAACUGCGGAAGGACCUGGAGGAGCAGACGGGGAAGGUGACGGCCCUACAGGAGGCGCAACAGCAGGCGGAAGCGAUCAAGCAAGAAAACUGUCUCUCAAUGAAUGCGGGCAGUGGUGGAGGUGCCGGGGGUGGAGGUCUCUCGGUGAAGGAGGAACCCGGCGGUGGCAUGCUGCUCGAACGGGACGGUCAGUGCGGGAUCAAGGAGGAGGACCCGAAUGGGACGCUCAACUCGUGUACGGGGCUCGGCGCUGGCGGAGGUGGUCUGACGAGGUCUGACUCUGGCGAGGAAGGCGAAAUGGACGCGAAUGGCAUCAAACGAGAAGAAAUGAUUGGCCCCGACGGAACGCUCAUCAUGGUGGUGAAAAAGGAAGGAUCCUCGGGGGCGAUGGGUGCUGGUUUAGACGGCGGCAAAGCAAAUGGACCGGACCAUCGGAUCAAGUGUGUUGAGUCGGAUUUAGUGCGCGAUCUGAGGAAUCAGCUGAAGAAAGCUUUAAACGACCAGAAAGAGAUGAAGCUCCUGCUCGACAUGUACAAGGGCGUGCCGAAGGAACAACGCGACAAAGUGCAGCUGAUGGCGUCAGAGAAGAAGAAGUGUGCCGAAAUCGAGGACCUCAAGUGUCAGAUGAAGAAGCUGCAGGAGAGUAAAAGGGAGGACCGCAAGAAGCUAGCGGACGAGGAGGCUCUGCGGAAAAUCAAGCAGCUAGAGGAGCAGAAGUACGAGCUGCAAAAGCAGGUCCAAAACCAGAAGCAACCCCCGGACAGCAGCUGGAGCAGCGGCUAUCGACCAUUUGAAGAAGAGGCGCUCCUGAACGAGAUGGAAGUAACCGGGCAAGCGUUUGAGGAUAUGCAGGAGCAAAACUCAAGACUGAUACAGCAGUUGCGCGAGAAAGACGAUGCCAACUUCAAGCUCAUGUCCGAUCGAAUCAAGGCCAAUCAGAUGCACAAGCUGCUCAGGGAAGAAAAACAACUACUGGAGGAUCAGGUGUCCACGAGGGACAGUCAGAUCGAAGCCAUGCACGUAGUGUUACGAAAGCUUGAGGAAAAGGAGCGCAUCCUGCAGAAUACAGUAACGACGAUCGAGAAGGAAUUGGUCGCCCGGCAACAGGCGAUGGAGAUGCACAAGCGCAAGGCGAUCGAAUCGGCGCAGUCGGCGGCCGACCUGAAGCUGCACCUCGAAAAGUACCACGCGCAGAUGAAGGAAGCCCAGCAGGUGGUAGCGGAGAAGACGAGCUCGCUCGAGGCCGAGGCGUACAAGACGAAGCGGCUACAGGAGGAGCUGGCUCAGUUCAAACGCAAGGCGGAGCGCAUGAAGAAGAUCGAGCUGUCUGGCACCACGAUCGACGAGGUGAUGCUGGAGGAGAUCCGUGAGUACAAGGAAACGCUCACCUGCCCGUCCUGCAAGGUGAAGCGGAAGGACGCGGUGCUGUCCAAGUGUUUCCACGUGUUCUGCUACGACUGCCUGCGGACGAGAUACGAAACGCGCCAGCGAAAGUGCCCCAAGUGCAACUGUGCGUUCGGCGCCAACGACUACCAUCGGUUGUACCUCUCGACGUAA
Messenger RNA from Anopheles nili, 3102 nucleotides. It is a transcript of the gene Bre1, whose product is annotated as E3 ubiquitin-protein ligase Bre1. The record is from RefSeq and is a predicted model, not a curated record. Gene Ontology annotation, cellular component: nucleus; HULC complex. The transcript is spliced from 4 exons. The coding region runs from base 1 to 3102 and encodes 1033 amino acids. Gene Ontology annotation, molecular function: ubiquitin protein ligase activity; metal ion binding. NCBI's taxonomy places the organism in Eukaryota, Metazoa, Arthropoda, Insecta, Diptera, Culicidae.